Messenger RNA from Oppiella nova, 2780 nucleotides. The record is from the annotation of a GenBank genome assembly. Lineage: Eukaryota; Metazoa; Arthropoda; Arachnida; Sarcoptiformes; Oppiidae.
GGUAAAGGAGUAGUGUUUUGGUGCGUCUGUUGGCCACACGUGUCGACACAUUUGACAACUAAUUGACUCCACAUUUGGUGUUAUAUUUGAGGCAAAGCUCUGCAAAAAAGUCCAGUCUUUGCAUCAGAUAUCCGCAGAACCGCUGAUCUUAACCACUGAUGAAGAAUAAGUGAUUAUCAUUGCAUUAUCCGCUACAACACACCCCCGAAGACACGCUUCAUCGCAAUUGAUUGCGAUUUGUUUGGUUGUUGUGAAUCGUGUGAAGACCUAAUCCGAAGACAAUGUCAACCGAUUCCUACGGUUAUGAGGCGAAGACUCCGCAGAUAUUCCGAAUGCGGACCCAAUCCACAGUCGAUGACUGUUCCCUCCCGUUGUCCAAAGAGGGGAUUAUCCCCACAGAGGGCGGACAUGCGAAGGGCAAAGUGAUCGCUGUGUUCACCAGCGGUGGUGACUCUCAGGGUAUGAACGCCGCGGUCAGGGCUGUGGUGCGGAUGGGCCUGUAUUUGGGAUGUCGGGUCUACUUCAUCAAUGAGGGCUAUCAGGGAAUGGUUGACGGGGGCGACCAUAUAGAGGAGGCCACCUGGGUGUCCGUGUCCGGGAUCAUACAUCAGGGAGGGACAGUCAUAGGCAGCGCCCGGUGCGCCGACUUCCGAGAGCGAGCCGGCCGUCUGAAGGCGGCCCAGAAUCUCAUCGAACACGACAUCACGAAUCUGGUGGUGAUUGGCGGUGACGGUAGUCUUACCGGCGCUAAUCUGUUCCGUCAGGAGUGGUCAUCCCUUUUGGACGAGCUCUUGAAAAAUGGACUAAUAACUGCCGAGAAGAAGGAGUUGUGUAGUCAUCUGCAUAUCGUAGGAAUGGUUGGUUCCAUUGAUAAUGACUUCUGCGGCACAGACAUGACCAUUGGUACCGAUUCAGCGCUCCAUCGUAUCAUUGAAUCGAUCGACGCUAUCGUUACCACCGCUUCCAGCCAUCAGCGCACGUUUAUUCUGGAGGUAAUGGGCAGACAUUGCGGUUAUUUAGCAUUAGUGGCGGCGCUGGCCAGCGAAGCGGACUUUGUGUUCAUUCCUGAGUGGCCUCCAGAAGUCGAGUGGCCUUUAAGACUGUGCCGAAAACUAGAACAGGAGCGAAAAAUGGGAAAGCGGUUGAACAUCAUAAUCGUUGCCGAGGGAGCCAUCGAUCGCGAGGGAAAGGUAGUCACUGCCGAAAUGGUGAAGGAUGUGAUCGUUAAGAGCACGGGUCAGGACACGAGGAUCACUGUGUUGGGUCACGUGCAGAGGGGCGGCAGUCCCAGUGCUUUCGAUCGGAUAUUGGGCUGCCGUAUGGGUGCCGAAGCCGUGUUGGCCCUCUUGGAGGCCACCCCUGAAUCCGAGGCGUGCGUUGUGUCACUGGAUGGCAAUCAAGCCGUUAGAGUGCCUCUCAUGCAAUGCGUCGAAAAAACCAAAUCAGUGGCGGCGGCCAUGAAAGAGACCAAAUGGGAAGAGGCUGUGAAGCUGAGGGGCCGUAGCUUUGAGCGCAACUUAGAGACGUACAAAAUGCUGACCCGAAUCCGACCGCCAAAGUCGGUGAGCGAAAGCGAGCACAGUUCGGGUGGCUAUCGGUUGGCUGUGAUGCACGCCGGAGCCCCGUGUUGUGGCAUGAAUGCCGCCGUCCGCUCCUUCGCCCGUAAUGUCAUCUUCAGGGGCGACACUGUUCUCGGUAUUCACGAGGGAAUCGACGGCUUCAUCGAAGGGGACAUCCGACAGAUCGGGUGGACGGAAGUGAGCGGUUGGGUCGGUCAGGGCGGCGCCUUUCUCGGCACCCGACGCACACUUCCCGAGAAGAAUAUUCCCAAAAUAGUGCAACAAAUCAAAGAGCACAGGAUUCAGGCGCUGCUCGUGAUUGGCGGCUUCGAGGCCUACCAUUGUGUGCUGCAAUUGGCCGAAGCGCGUGUCGAUCACCCGGAGCUACGGAUUCCCAUGUGUGUCAUACCGGCAACCAUUAGCAAUAAUAUUCCCGGCACUGACUUCUCGUUGGGCGCCGACACAGCGCUCAACGAGAUUACGGAGAUCUGCGACCGAAUCAGACAAUCAGCGCAGGGAACUAAGCGUCGGGUGUUUGUCGUGGAGACGAUGGGUGGGUAUUGCGGUUAUUUGGCGACAAUGGCCGGACUGGCUGGCGGUGCAGACGCGGCGUACAUCUAUGAGGAGCCCUUCUCUAUUAAGGAUCUGAUGGGUGAUGUGUAUCACAUGCACUCCAAAAUGGCUGAAGGCGUUCAAAGGGGUCUUAUACUGAGGAAUGAAAAGGCGAACGCAAACUACACGACAGACUUCAUCUAUAGGUUGUACUCAGAGGAGGGGAAAGACAUAUUCUCGACGCGACACAACAUCCUGGGUCAUAUGCAACAGGGAGGCUCGCCCUCACCCUUUGACCGCAACUUUGGCACCAAAAUGGCUGCUAAAGCGGUGGACUGGCUGAACGCACAGCUCAGACUACACACACAGCCAGACUGCUCGGUCGUGUGCUCGGCCCCCGACACGGCUGUGCUGUUAGGUUUGGUGCGCCGACAGUAUCGGUUCACUCCGUGCCAAACGUUGAAGUUGGAGACGGACUUCAAAUGUCGUAUACCUCGAAAUGAAUGGUGGCUUCGGUUAAGACCAUUACUGCGAGCCCUCGCAACCCCUUGGUAUUUGAAAUUGCGAUCACUUUUGCGCAUUUUGGCCAAACAUCAGUCCACUUAUGAUAAGGAGGCACAGGAAGAGUUCGCUGAGGAAGACGACGACGACGAAGACAUCUUUGAAUAA